AUGGAGAAUCCGACAGAGAUUAAUCAUUCCGGAGCUAUAUCAAGAAUACCAAUAAAAGUUGAAAAUGACGAACUGACCAGGAAGGAACCCGUUUGGGUGUUCGGUUACGGAUCAUUGUGCUGGAACCCUGGAUUUGAAUACCAGCAGUGCGUCACGGGAUACGUAAAGGGGUUUUCUAGAAGAUUUUGGCAAGGCAACACAACUCAUCGGGGAACUGAAUCCAAGCCGGGUCGAGUCGCAACACUCAUAGAAGACAAUGAGGGCAUCACGUGGGGCAAGGCGUUCCUAAUAGCGGCAGAGAACCACGCGGCGCUCCCCUAUCUCUCCACCAGGGAAUGCCAGCUGGGCGGAUACCGUACGUACACCGUCAACUUCCACCCUAGGCCGGCGCCAAUCGCCACUUCCAGCUCAUUCCAGCAGGAUAACAAGGACGCGCUUCUCUACAUCGCCCUGCCCGAGAACAGGCAUUGGCUCGGCGCGGCGCCCCUUCCCGAUAUAGCGCGGCAGAUCCUCGAGUGCCAGGGCUCGUCAGGCAGCAAUGUCGAGUAUCUCCUCAAGCUGGCGGACUUCAUGCGCGAGGAGAUACCAGAAGCGUUGGACGAGCACCUCUUCUCGCUAGAGCGUCUCGUCAGAAAGUUCGCGAGCGACAUGAAGAUAUGCCUCAGAACGCUGAUGGGCGAGACGGAGAGGGGCGAGCCGAAACGCGAGGCCAAACCGCCGCCGCCCAGCUUCCAGUUCGCCUCCAGGGUGCCCGAUAAGAAGCUGCGCUGCGUCAACAUG
Messenger RNA from Iphiclides podalirius (scarce swallowtail), 780 nucleotides. The record is from the annotation of a GenBank genome assembly. NCBI's taxonomy places the organism in Eukaryota, Metazoa, Arthropoda, Insecta, Lepidoptera, Papilionidae.